GCGGCGCACUAGGAAGCUUUGCUAUAAGAAAGAAAGAAAAAGAAAGCAAGCAAAGGUUGAAAAAAAGAGACGCAAAAACAUUAACGAACUCCAAACUACCGAGGACUGUUUACUGUUAAAUAAACCCAGUGUGAAUGAGCGUGGUUAUGAACACGUCUCAGCGUGACCAUGCUGAGAUCCGCCGGUUUAUUCCGUGGGCUUGAUUGCCCUUUUUACACCGGAGGUAGUGACGGCUGUAACAGACCUCACUGCCACUUCAGACACAGCAACAGCAGACAAAGAGCAUCAGCUACUGUGUAUGAGAUCAAGAAAGCUAAAGAUGGGCCGUCUGACUCGAACGACCAAGGCUAUGAUCCGUUUAACCCUGAGGUGGUCCGACCCCCUUCCAGUCCAGUGCUGGAUCCAGGACCCACGGAGCUGGAGCUGGUCAACCGUGCCAUCGAAGCAGUCCAGAGCGAAAUGGAGAAGGAGAAGAAGAAGCUGUCUCGGAUGGGCGAGCAGGGAUACGAUCCUGCAAACAGCUCUAUUAAAGCAGGUUAUGGCAGGCAGGCGGUUUCUACGUCGUCACAUAGCGAAUACGAUCCGGGGAGUUAUCAGCUGAGCCAGACGUCCGAGUACAACCCAACUCCUCGCUCCAGCAAAUACACGCUGGACUCAGAGAGCAACAGCGGCAGCCAUGCCAACUCCAUGGAGUACGUCCCUACGGCCGUCUCCAGAGCAGCAGCAGCGAAAAAAGCACCCGCUCCGACGUCCCGUGUCACCUCCACCGGCUCGUCUUCCUCAAAGAAUAAGUACACGCUGGACAAUUUAAAACCGACAACAGACAUGGAGUACGAUCCUUUGUCUAACUUUUCUGCUAAACCGGGCAGCAAGAGCACGAAGGACAUGGGGACGGAGGGAGACGGAAGGAAAAGAGGUCACCCCGGAUGGCACAAGCAAAGCACGGAUGAGGAAUACGUCCCCGUGGCGAAGAAGCCGAGACAGCUUCCGGUCGAAGAACCCCAAAAGUACACGGCCAGUUUCGGAUCCGACGAGGAAAGUUCCGGAAACGAGUAUCGUCCCACACUCGUGAGCCGGCUGCAGAGGAGGAAAAGCAGCAGCGACUUGGUGGGCGACGAGAAAAGGAAAUCUAGAGAAACAGCAGCCUGCAGACAUCCACCAGCUCAGGAAUUCCUGAUCAGCGACGAAGAAUCUGACGGCUUCGAGCCUCUCGACUCCGAGCAGCCGGACGACAAGCCGCCGAAUAAAAAGUGGACCAAGAACAGCAUCCAGGUAAAGAAACCUCAGAGCGACAAAACGGCGAAGAAAGAUAUCGUCAAGUCCGUCAAGAAGAGCGGCAGCAACAGAGAGAAAAAAGGAAGCAGCGGCGUAGAGAAGACGUCCAAGAAACCGAGUCAGGACGGCGGGAAGAAGGAGAAGAGCCAUGUCGAGAAGGUCAAGUCUAAAGAGGCAGAAAAAGGAGAGAGGGAACUAAAAUGGAAGGACGGGAAAAGCAAGAAGCCACCAGAGAAGAAGAAAGGAGAACAGGGCCACAGAGAUAAAGAGCGAAAUCUCAGCGAGGCCAAGAAACCCAAGUUAGACAAAGCCAAAUACACGGAACAGAAAAACGGGAGAACAGACAGCAGUGGACGAGAGAAGGACAAAAAGAAAAGCGGUAGCAGCAAAGACAAGAACAAGAACAGAAGCACGUCUCUGGAGAAGAAGGACGGCAAACCGACAAAGGCCAAGCCGCACUGUCUGAGUCACGCUGACCUGUUUGGGGACGAGAGCCCUGAGGAAGAGGACGCCGAGGACGAGGAAGACGAACGGGUCGUCAGGAAGUCUGCUUCGGCGUUCAAACGAGGCAGCAUGGUUAACAAGAGGAAAGCGUCGGACGCCACCGAGACGUCUUCAGAGGACGAUAUCGGGCCUGGGUACGAAGACGGUGGACACAGUGAUGACGAUGGUGAUGAUGGUGAAAGUACCGCAGACUUUUCUAUGCUUCAGGACCUAGAGUACGACUCAGAUCCUAUGGAGGAGUGUCUCAGAAUUUUUAACGAGUCCAAAUAUGUGAAGACGGAAGACAAAGGCAGGCAAAAUAAACAGCCUCCCAGAGAGAAGGAGGAAGACCAAGAAGCACAGAGCACUUUAACCACACUCUUCCCUGGUCAGAAGAAGAGAGUUUCACAUUUUAAAGUAAAAGGAAGUACGGAGACGACGAUGAACGUCUUGCCCAAGCCUCAGCGCAGACUGAGCGCUCAGGAGGUGUGUUAUCAGCGCAUGCAGAUCGCUCAGCAGCAGGCAGCACAGCUCGCCGCAUCCACCAUGAACGCAGCCCCGGUGUCACGUCCUCUCUCCAGCGCCGCAGCUUCGGGGGAGAAACGCAGAGUGAUGCACCGCCCGAACCCCGCUCUCGUCUCGGCAAAAAAACCUGUUUUGUCAGAGUCGCAGCGCAGCGUUUUAUCACCCAGCAGAACCGUUCCGGAUCAGUCGUCAAUCAGAGGGCACACGUCGGCCGCCAUGUUGCCCAAAACCGUGUCCACUUCGUCCCAGAAGAGAGUUGCACACACUCCUACGCUCAAGAGCGCUUCUAUGAAGCGGCCGGUCAUUCCCACUGAGUUUGGGGCGAAAGUGCCCACUAACGUACGUCAGCGCUACCUCAACGUCUUCAUCGAAGAAUGUCUGAAGUUUUGUCCGUCGGAGGACGUCGCUUUUCAGGCGGCUCUUGAUGAGGAGAAGCAGGUGUAUGAGCGAAGCAGCAGUAAAAACAUCUACCUGAACGUCGCAGUGAAUGUGCUGAAGAAACUGCGCAGCAAGAGCGUAACCCCUUCAGCGCCGUCCCCGCCAGCCGUCUCCCUGUCCACCAAGAAGUCGCCCGUGUCUGUACACAGGAGAUCUCAGUCUCACGAGGGAGUCCUGGGCGGCCGCCUGGCAGCUACGACCAGUUACACCAUCAACCGCGCGGGCAAACAGCAGGACGUACAGCUCAAAGGUGCAGUUCUCUACCAGAAACUGAAAGCGUACGUUUUGACUGAGGAGCAGCUGCAGGAACACAGUUACCCCAGACCUCAUCCUGAACACCUGGGUCACGCCAUCGUCUAUAACGCUCCUGAGAAGAAAAACCAAGACCCCUUCUCUAAGGUGUGCUGCCGGUGCGGAGCCGAGUACAAAGUCAACGCCAACGGCAGCUGCGUCCGCAAAGAGGAGUGUAACCACCACUGGGGCAGAUUACGCAGAUACAAGGUAUCUGGAGGCUGGGAGACGCAGUACAACUGCUGCUCGGGUGCUGUAGGCUCUCCUGGAUGUCAGGUGUCUAAACAACACGUUCAGGACGGCCGUAAGGAGUCUUUAGACGGCUACGUAAAGACCUUCAGCAAAUCCUUUUCGAAUGAUGGAAAUGCGGGAGUGUAUGCUCUGGACUGUGAGAUGUGCUACACAAAGCAGGGUUUGGAGCUGACCAGGGUGACGGUCAUCAACUCUGACCUGAAAGUGGUUUAUGACACGUUUGUGAAGCCAGAGAGCAAAGUGGUGGACUACAACACAAGGUUCUCUGGUGUGACUGAGGAGGAUCUUGAGAGUGCCACCAUGAGGCUGAGAGAUGUUCAGGCUGUCUUACUGAACAUGUUCAGCGCAGAGUCCAUCCUGAUUGGCCACAGCUUGGAGAGCGACCUCUUUGCCCUUAAGCUGCUGCACAGCACUGUCGUCGACACGGCCGUUGUCUUCCCUCACCGUCUCGGCCUGCCGUACAAACGCGCCCUGCGCAACAUCAUGGCCGAUCACCUCAAACGCAUCAUCCAGGACAACGCGGAGGGCCACGACUCCAGCGAGGACGCCGCCGCCUGCAUGGAGCUGAUGAUCUGGAAGAUCAAAGAGGAUGCCAAAGUCAAGAGAUGACCUCUGACCUCACAGGCGUCCCUGUUUUCCCAUCACACCCUGCACUGUGCGCGCAGAGAGAAAAGGCAAUGUGAAGAUGUCUUGACCGUGUUGUUGCACCAGAGAGAGAGAGAGAGAGAGUGAGAGAGAGAGUGAGGAAGAAGAAGGAAAGAUGCCACUGCUUGUCUGUAGAUUGUGAGUCGUGUGCAGAUUCGGCUGUUAAUCUGACUUCACGAGGCGAAUCCUGCCUCGAUCGACGGCUUCCUCUUCCGGAAGGGGAUCGGUGGGCGUGACUUUGUGCCCAUAUAUGGAAGUGUCUAAAAGUUUUCUCUUGCGAUUCAUCGUCAGCCUUAACGGUGAAAUCAUUUUAAAAAAUAAUGCAUUCCAGAAAUCCUGUCAGGUCAAUUCAUGCUAGUUUGUCGGUUAAGUUAAACCUCACCGAGCCUUUCUGUGGAAUCAGGACACGCCCACAUUCCCAGCUAUGGUCUUAAAGGAACACCCACUUUUGAGCUGCUGUUUGUUUGUUUUUGGGUUUUAUUUUUUCCCCCUCAAUCCAAUACAGACCGAACGACGCGCCUCGUGCGGCGGUCUGCGCUAUUUCUUUUCAGGCCGUCUCUCUCUCUUUCUCUCAGCCUCGUUUAAACUCGAAAGAGAAAAAUGACAAAAAAUACAAAUAGAAUACGCUGAGACGCGACCCGGGGUGAUGUUAUUUAUUUUUUGAUGUCUGCAUGUCAGUUUUGAUGAUGCAGGUAAAAGGAUGAGGUCACUGCCUGGAAAGGCUUUAUGUUGCACUGGAUUCGAUCCGUACAAGAACUUAGUAAGUAGGGUUUGAACGAGUUUCAUCCGUUUGCCAGUUUAUUAAGUUGUCCUUUUGGUCAGGUUCCCACCUCCUGUACGAGAUACUGACUCGAACAUCUGCUGGGAGCUUCUCAACGCGUGUCACGAACAGUCGACCUGCUGUAGUUAUUUACAUUAAAGGCGUACGACGUGACCCAAAACGAGUCGCAUCCGUUUGUAAAAAGUUAUGCAAAGCUACCAAUUUAAACGCAAAUGAAACGACGCACAACUUGGCGUGAAAAUGAACGGGUUUGAGUUAACGCGUCAGGGUUUGUUAGCAGCUUAGCAGAGACCCCCGGCUACAUACAAGAACACCCCGACCAGCAAAGGGCUUUUUGUUUUGUUUUGUUUUUUAAUUUGGUAAUGAAUGGCAAUAUACACAUAGGUGUAGGACAGGUCUGUUUUAGUGCAUCAAGUGUUAAACAGGAGCAGGUGAUUUUAUGGAACCGAACAAACGUCAGACAAAGAGCGACCAUCCGAUCGGUCGAGGAAUCGGUCAAGUAAUUGCUGUGGAAUCGAGUGGAAACUGGGUCGGUGUUCAACUGUCGCUCAAAUCAACUCCGUUGUUGGUUUAACGUGUGAACAUUUGUUGUGUGUGUGUUAGAAGGAGGUAAACGAAGGCACGGAAAUCAUGUUUACAAAUGAAACAGACUUUAAAUAAUGCACUAAACUUCAUUAUUAUUUAGGGUAUUGAGUAAGAAGUAAAAUCGAAGACAUGCCCAAAGCUCCUGAUUCGACUGCCACUGUUAGCUUAGCACUAAACACAUAUUCUUACUGUUUCACUGAUUAGUUCGUAGCUGUGACAUUAAAAGCACUUUGGCGUGUGUCUAGCGUGCGUCCGGCCAUGACGGCGUGUUUACACGUCGUUGUUGUUUACGUCUUUAAUUUAAAGACGUCCCUUUACGAAGACAGUAAACGCUCUCGAUGGUGUCUUUAAUCCACUGUCCGCUCUGUCACACGGUAUACGAGCUAAGCCACGCCUCCUCAGCCCAGAAUGCAACUCUGUACAUACAUAAAGCUUAAAGGUUAAAACGAUAGGCUGUAAAUAAAACUGUACAAAACUGUUUUGUAUCUAUUUUUUUGUUUCCUAUUAAACGAUUUAACUCAUG
Molecule: messenger RNA, 5798 nt
Organism: Tachysurus vachellii
Lineage: Eukaryota; Metazoa; Chordata; Actinopteri; Siluriformes; Bagridae
Gene: rexo1
Product: REX1, RNA exonuclease 1 homolog
Exons: 16
Coding region: 169-3873 (1234 amino acids)
Cellular component (GO): nucleus
Molecular function (GO): exonuclease activity; nucleic acid binding
Source: RefSeq, a predicted model, not a curated record